UUGUCCCGGAGUUGCAAGGUCCUGCUGACGUUGUGAGGCUAUUUCAAGAAUCUUCCACUUCAGUUAACAUGGCUGUCAUCAGCCUUCUAUCUGAUUGUUGGCGGACCCAUUGUUGCAGCAGCAAUCGGCAUCACCAUGAAAUCCGACAUCGCGCCCCCCGAGAAGCGAACGACUAUAUUCUUGUACCUGACAGCUUCUAUCUAAUCGCCGAGAUCGUGGCGCCGAUCAUGUCCGCAAAGCUGAGGAAAUUGGAGACCGGUACCCUCCCGUUCUUGCGCUAUUCUUCCAGCAACGUGGUAUAAUCCUGGCAGUCUUCUUCCCAGAAACCUUACACAUGCGUGAUCAAUCACGACCAGCAGAAACCACUGCGAGACUGGUAGAAGUGAAAGCAAAGAAUCAUGCCUUCAGCCCAAAGCAGCAGAUACGGCAUUUCCAGGACGCUUUCGAGUUCUUAAAGAGUAAUCGAACACUGGCGUUAGUUGUCUUCACGUUCAUGGCGAACAGACUCGGUCGACAAGGCAUCACACUGCUCGUGCGCUAUGCCUCGAAACGGUAUGACUGGGAGAUCAAGCAAGCAGCCUAUCUCUUGUCGUUCCGUGCAGCGACGAAUUUAGCUGCUGUUGCCACCUUUCUUCCCCUAACCAACUAUGUGCUACUCAAUCAUGUUCGACUGCCUGCGCAUUGGGCCGAUUUGUGGAUAGCGCGCGGCUCAAUCAUUCUGACCGCUGUUUCCUUCCUCGUCAUUGGUCUUGCAGCACAUCCGGCUCUGCUCAAUCAGCUCUUCCAGUGGGGCAUGGGUCUAGGCAGUGUGUGGCUUGGAUUGCCUUUCCUAACUGCCAUGUUCGUGUUCGCUGGCCUUUCAUUCAAAAUCGAUGUCAGCGCGAAAGAGGUGGCAUACGCUGAAGUGCAGAGCGAUGAUGAAGACGAUGUGUUUGAGUGUCAAGGUAGAGCAAGCACAUCCGCACUGGAACAGGAAGGUAUGCAUCGACAAUCACUAUCGAGAGAUUCCCUACACAGCCAACGCUAACGCCACAUAGCAAGAAUCAAAUCCAAUACUCUUGACGUAUUUUGCUGUGCACAUUACCGUGGUUCGAUAUUCUGCGCAACUCAUUCUUCUGAGGUUUCGAGGUCUCCUGGCUGUACUUCCCUCGGGCGCACGCGAAACAACGUGCUUACCCACCAAAUUUUCAUCAAAGAAAGUGCAACACCACGACACG
Molecule: messenger RNA, 1217 nt
Organism: Didymella exigua CBS 183.55
Lineage: Eukaryota; Fungi; Ascomycota; Dothideomycetes; Pleosporales; Didymellaceae
Exons: 1
Coding region: 335-1027 (230 amino acids)
Biological process (GO): transmembrane transport
Cellular component (GO): membrane
Molecular function (GO): transmembrane transporter activity
Source: RefSeq, a predicted model, not a curated record